AGUACACAAAGCGGCGGGUGAGGGGAAGCUUCGCAGGCGUGCACCAAGCAGUGAGAUCACUGGCGUUAUAAAUAUCCCAGUUCCUGCGCCGAGAUCCAUUCGAGUGGCCUCUCUCUCUCUCCCUCCCUCUCUUCCCCGAGGCUAUGUCCACCCGGUGCGGCGAGGGGGGCAGCGCCAGAGGCACGCAGCCGCGCGGGGGCUACGGAGCCCAGAACCAACCCUACAAGAUGCACUUAGAACCCCCGCGGCUGGAAGAAUGAGCUUGUCCUUCCUCCUCCUCCUCUUCCUCAGCCACCUAAUUCUCAGCGCCUGGGCUCACGGGGAGAAGCACCUCGCCCCCAAAGGGCAACCCGGACCCGCAGCCACCGGUCGGAACCCGGCGGGCGCCAGCAGCAGUAGGAGCAGCAGGGGCACGACGUCUUCCUCUUCUUCCUCCGUCUCCUCCUCCCCCUCGGCUUCUCUGGGCAACCAAGGAAGCGGCUUGGAGCAGAGCAGUUUCCAGUGGAGCCCCUCGGGGCGCCGGACCGGCAGCCUCUACUGCAGAGUGGGCAUCGGUUUCCAUCUGCAGAUCUACCCGGAUGGCAAAGUCAAUGGCUCCCAUGAAGCCAAUAUGUUAAGUAUUUUGGAAAUAUUUGCUGUGUCUCAGGGGAUUGUAGGAAUACGAGGAGUUUUCAGCAACAAAUUUUUAGCGAUGUCAAAAAAAGGAAAACUCCAUGCAAGUGUUUGUUAUCUCUAUGGAAAUCCCCAUAGAGCACCUUUCUGGAUUUAUAUGAGGCCAAAUUUACAGAUGACUGCAAGUUCAGGGAGCGAUUCCAAGAAAACAGUUAUAAUACCUAUGCCUCAGCAAUACACAGAACUGAGCCAGCAGGCAGGGAAUGGUAUGUGGCCCUCAACAAGAGAGGGAAAGCUAAGCGAGGCUGCAGCCCGCGGGUUAAACCCCAGCACAUCUCUACCCACUUUCUGCCAAGAUUCAAGCAGCUGGAGCAGCCAGAACUUUCUUUCACGGUCACUGUUCCUGAGAAGAAAAAGCCACCCAGUCCUGUCAAGCCAAAGGUUCCCCUUUCUGCACCUCGGAAAAGUCCCAACACCGUGAAGUACAGACUCAAAUUUCGCUUUGGAUAAUAUUCCUCUUGGCCUUGUGAGAAACCAUGCCUUCGCCUCAGGAGUUUCCACGAGUGUCUUUAUGGCUCUGAAGAAAAACGUUCGGAUACACCUUCAGCUACACUCCACCGUAGUGAAGUCCAGUCACUGGUUUCAGCGCGACUGAAACAAAACUGUUUUCUGAUAGGAACUGAACUGGAAUUCUUUGUCCAACAUAGGGAGCACACUGCUUCAGUCAGGACGACAUAAAGCCUUUUGCUUUAUGCUUCGUGCAUACUCUGUAUUUUGAGAAAGUUAAACAGCGUGGACUAUGUAUUUUUCUGACUUUUACAGAACAACCUGAAAGAACAUACAUGAUACAUUUUUAUUUUUGGUUUCCAAAGAAUAUUUUGAUGCAGAUAAAAUAUUUUAUUAACUUUUGUUUUUUGUUUUUUGUUGUUUUUUUUAAAAAAGUACCUCUGCAUUGAGCAUAUUUUCUUACUUUUAUUUUAAUUAAUAUGACAUAACCAUUUGAAUGCAGUUUAUGAAUAUAAAUGUGUUUAUAGCCCAUUUGUAACAUGUGGAUUUUUUCAUUUUUCUCAUUCAUCGCACUUUCAUUUUUUAUUUUUAUUUUUUACCAUACCUCAGAUAAUGUAAGUUUAGUCCAUCAUCUUACAAUGCUUAAAUUCUCUUCAACAGCACCAAAAGCUCAGCUUAGAUUUGUGUGUGUGUGUGUGUGUGUGUGUGUGUGUGUGUGUGUGUGUGUGUUUGCGUGUAAAUUCAUGACAGUAUGUGGAAUCCUACCCCUUUGGUGGCUGGGCUAUAAUGGCUUAGGAGUAAGGAGAGAAUUAAGGAUUUUUUUUGAUGGUAUUAUACACUGGAGGUAAGGAAAAGGAUUUGAGGCACAACUACACUAAGUCUGCAGCAUUUACUGGGAUCUGAUUCUGUCUUGCCUUCAUUUCUCCUUUUAUCUAUUCCCCUGCCCUCAUUCUUGAACAGCUGGAGGAAUACAUUUUAUUCUGUCCAUCAAGCACACACUAUGAAACCAGAGUGCUUAAAAAUACCUCUUCUAUGACCCUCUGCUAUUCCCACUGUAUAGAUCCAUGGGGAGCAACCCACUUAGCAGAAAAACAUGGAAAAUCGAAGAAGAUGAAUCGUGUAACAGUUAUGCACGUCAAGUUCUGUUGUCAAAAAUAUUCUUAUUACUCAGCCAAACACCCUUUGAGUUUGCUGUCCUAAAGGUAACCAUUCCAAUGAAUAGAUUGCCCUUUAGAAUAGAUACUCCCUGAUGUAUAUUUUAAAAAAGGUGGCCGUGCAAUAGGGGAAAUUUAAUUUGGGAAUUUGAUGAUUGAAAAUAGCACUUUAAUUCUCAACCUGCAUACUGAAUGCUGGGCAUAAAUCACAGAAAAUUUGGCUUAAGAGAAUUUACGUAAUUUAUUUACUUUCCUGGGUAAUCAUUUCUAUGGAGUUCUAUAAAAUAUAAGUGUUUAUAUCAGAAAUGUGCCUGUAAAAAAAGGUACAGCUAAUUCUCAGAAGUAUGUCUUUCACAGGAAGAGCAGAAGAAUUCACAGAAAGUUUCUGUUGUAUGUUUAAGCAUGCUUCUUUUCUUUUAAAGGAUACUAACAAACUUUUCUAAAGUUUUGUUUAUUUUGGCACACAAAUGCAAAGUAGCAAUUUAUCACAAUUGAACUUACUACUACUUAAGCAGAUUGCCUUAUUUAAAUAGAAAUAAACUAUACACAUAUGAUAUAUAUGAAAUCACCCAUCAAUGAAAUCAUCAUGCCUAUACUCUAGUAUUGUGUUUUAUUAUAAAGCCAAUAGUCUGAUUAGACAUUGUUUGCAUUUAAUACAUGAUUUAAAACAUAUCAAAUGAAAUACUACAAAAUUUUUAUUUAAUUUAUAAAUUAAAAUUCUCUUGGGUUAAAUGAAACAGGGUUUUGGAAACAAAAUAUGUCCAACCCUCAUCCAGCUGGCAUAUCACCUUAUAUACACAGUACAAAGCUGAAAACAACCCUCUAGUUUACUCUAAUAUAUUGUUAAGAAUUGUACACCGUGUAUCAAAUUCUUAGUACACAUGAAAAAUUAAAAUUGUAAAACAGAACAGUAGACAUGUGUUCCUAAAUGGGCAAGGAAAAGAUGAUAUUAAUGAUGAUUAACAACAAACUAAAUUAAUGCAUAUAUUACAUUAGGCUGAUGCUGCUGGUAGUUGAGGUUAAACUGCAAAAUAAUAGCUUAUCUUGUACUCUAGUUUGAUUUGAUUAGUACAUGAAAGUUAAAGUAGGAUAGUUACUAAAUAUAUAUCAUGCAAGUCAGGACUCAUUAAUUUCAAAAUUUAAAGCCAAGCUAAAAUUAAAAAAAAAAAUUAAAUUACACUUAUCUUCAGUUUACUGGCCAUACACAAUUACAUUUAAUUAAUGCUCACUGACGCUUAAAGUUACCUAAAUUAAUUAAUUGAAUGAACUCAUGUACAGAAAACACGUAUAAAUGUAACUCCUUACUAAUACCUAGAACAUUUGAAGGGGGUCCUUGCUUACGUCGUUUUUGAUAAUUUUUAAGUAACUUGGCCCGUCUGACAUCAAAUACAGUUGUUUAAUCAUGGUUACAUUUACCUAAAAACGUCAAUGAAUUUGACAUUAAAAUUUACGAACCUAAUUUGCCUAGGAGACAGUAAAUACCUUCCUAUUGAGAAUUCAGUUUUAUUAAUUAUAUUAUGUUUAAUUUAAGAUAUUCUUUAUUUAGAACAUCUAUAGAAGUAAAUAGAGGGUUCCAAUAAGAUGUAAUAAUACUGUGGUUUUAUUUCACAAAUAAUACCAUCACUUGUUUCUGACGAAACUAAUUUGAGAGGGUGGAUGUAUAUAAAUUAUCUUAGUUCAUUUGCUGAGUUAUGGUAGCCAGAAGUUCAAAAUUAUGUGAUGAUAAUAAAGGAUACCAACAAAAGUUA
Messenger RNA from Neofelis nebulosa (Clouded leopard), 4021 nucleotides. It is a transcript of the gene FGF5, whose product is annotated as fibroblast growth factor 5. Gene Ontology annotation, cellular component: cytoplasm. The record is from RefSeq and is a predicted model, not a curated record. The coding region runs from base 257 to 1093 and encodes 278 amino acids. Lineage: Eukaryota; Metazoa; Chordata; Mammalia; Carnivora; Felidae. Gene Ontology annotation, biological process: positive regulation of protein phosphorylation; fibroblast growth factor receptor signaling pathway; regulation of cell migration. Gene Ontology annotation, molecular function: fibroblast growth factor receptor binding; growth factor activity. The transcript has 4 exons.